UGGGUGUGUGGAGGACUCUGCCUCCGUGCAUGCCUUUGGCUUCGCUCUUUUUCUUCAUGCAUUUUGAAAGUGUGUCAACUUUCGAGCUUACAUUGCUACACACCAACGAUGCUCACGCUCGGAUUGAGGAGAAUAGUAGAGAGUCGGGUAAAUGUAGCCCAGGUAGUCCUUGUUUUGGCGGAGUGGCCAGGAGGUUCACAAAAAUAGCAGACAUCCGGAGCAAAGAACGGAAUGUGUUAUUGCUGGAUGCUGGCGAUCAGUUUCAGGGUACUGUCUGGUUCAACUACUACAAAGGGGAGGAAGCUGCGUAUUUCAUGAACAAGCUUGGAUAUGAUGCGAUGGCAUUUGGAAACCAUGAGUUUGACAAUGGAGUGGAGGGCCUGCUCUGCCCUUUUCUGCAGAAGGUGAACUUCACUGUUCUCAGUGCCAACAUCAAGGCAGAUGCAACACUCGCCCCAACUAUCAAUGGUUACUAUCAACCCUACACAACAUUCACGAUGGGCUCUGAAAUAGUGGCUGUGGUAGGUUACACCUCAGUGGAAACUCCAGUCUUAUCCUUACCAGGUCCACACCUGAUCUUUGAGAAUGAGAUCAAAGCCUUGCAGGUCCAGGUGGAUAAACUGAUCACUCUUGGUUACAAUAAGAUCAUCGCACUUGGUCACUCUGGAUUUGACGUGGAUAUAGACAUCGCCAAGCGAGUGAAAGGCGUGGACCUGGUCAUCGGAGGACACACCAACACUUUCCUCUACACAGGGAGUGUCCCAUCUUCAGAGGUGCCGACGGGUCCCUACCCCUUCAUGGUGAGGUCUGAGGACGGGAGAGAUGUCCCUGUGGUACAGGCUUUUGCCUUUGGGAAGUACCUGGGAUACCUCAAGUUGGUCUUCGAUAAAGCCGGGAACGUGGUGAAGGCGAAUGGAAACCCCAUCCUGCUGGACAGCAGCAUAGCCCAGGAUCCAGGUAUCCUUGCUGAUGUUGACGAGUGGAAGAAGAACUUGGCCCAGUACUCGUCUCAGUACGUGGGGAAAACCCUGGUGUAUCUCAAUGGAACCUUUAAUGAGUGCCGGUUCCGAGAGUGCAACCUGGGGAACCUCAUCUGUGACGCAAUGAUUCAUCACAAUAUCAAGUAUGCAGAUGAGAUCCAGUGGAAUCACGUCAGUUUAUGCAUCCUGAACAGUGGAGGCAUAAGGACAGGAAUUGAUGAAAGUCACAAAAAUGGCACCAUCACCAUGGAGGAAGUUAUAUCAGUCUUACCAUUCGGAGGCACUUUUGAUCUGGUGCAGUUGAAGGGAUCAACCUUGAAAAAGGCAUUUGAAAACUCUGUCCGAAGAUACGGGAGCAGCAGAGGAGAAUUUCUUCAAGUUUCAGGAAUCCAUGUUGAAUACGACCUGUCACGGUCGGUGGGGGACCGUGUGACGUCCUUGAGCCUCCGCUGCUCUCAGUGCCGUGUGCCCAGAUACGAAUCCCUGGAUCCAGACAGGCUGUACAAGCUGGUCCUACCAUCCUACAUUGCAGACGGAGGAGAUGGUUUUACCAUGAUCAAGGAGGAGAAACUGAAACAUGACACUGGUGAUCUGGACAUCUCGGUUUUCGCCAACUACAUCAAGGAGAUGAAGAGGGUGUACCCAACUGUGGAGGGCCGCAUCAAGUUCAGAAACUCAUCCGUGGCGGCUGGGGCCAACUGUCUGACUUUGUUACUGCUAGGCCUGCUGUGGGCCCUGUCCACAAGCCUAUGAGAAAUUAUUUCCAGAAGAUCACAAUAUGGCAGGUUUCUGUGGUGAUGUGUCACAUAUUUAAAUUUUUCUAAAACGCCUGCUGUUUACGAGAAAGAGCAUUAUACUAUUUCAAGAAAUAAUGUAUUUAUAUUUGCAUUACUACAGUAUACAGUAAUGACUUUGUUUUGUCACUUUUAUAGAGUCAUGUAUAUUUGUAUUUUAUUGUUGUUGCAAUUUAGUCAUAUUGAUUGUCAUGUUUGUGAAAGUUAAUGAAAGCAAAAUAUUUUAGGUUAAAACCUUUUGAUACUCUCAGACCUGUCAAAGAUUUAGUAGAUGAAGAGCUGGUGCAUGUCAAAUGUGUAUUUUGCAUGCAGGAUAUACAGCAGAGUGCCUUCAGAAAGUAUUCAUACCCCUUGACUUCUUCCACAUUUUGUUGCGUUCCAGCCUGAAUUUAAAAUGAAUGAAAUAGAUUAAGUCAAGGGGUAUGAAUAUUUUCUGAAUGCACUGUAGAGUAAGUCUGACUGUCCUGUGUGUUCAGGGGAGUUGUUGUGUUUCCACUGAAGUGAUGACAGUCCGAUGAAGGAAUCUAAAGAAUUCUCACCAUUCUAGGCAAGCCAAAUCAGAUUUGAAAAAACCCAUGGUAUUAAAACAUCACUAUUUCCAAGUCUUUCCGGGAAGGCAGGCCUGCAAGCUGCCAAUGACAGCGGCAGAGUGCAGACUAAAAUGAGUCAUGGCUCUGAACAUGUGCAUGUUUACUUCAUGAUAAUUAUAGGCCUAUAAGGGCACAAGGAGAGACCCAAAUGCAGACACAGGAGGCAGAUGGUAGAGCUCCAAUAUUUAUUAUAACAAAGGGAGUAGGCAAAGGCAGGUUUGGGACAGGUGAGAGUUCAUAAACUAGAUCAGAGUCCAAACAGUACCAGGGGAUAGGCAGUCUCAAGGUCAGGCCAGGCAGGGGUCAGAAACCAGAUCCGAGUCCAAGGAAGGCUGUUGGUCAGAACAGGCAGAGUGGUCAGGCAGGUGGGUUCGGAGUCAGUACAUGCAAGGGUUGAAACCAGGAGGACUAGAAACAAACAGAGACUGGGAAAAAUAGGAGCAAGGAAAACCGCUGGUUGACUUGGCAAACAAGAUGAACUGGCACGGAAACACAGGGAUAUAUACACCGGUGAAGACAAUCACAAGGACAGGUGAACCAGAUCAGGGUGUGACAAGGCCAGACAAGAAACGAUGUGGGGAGGUUUACAAAAGCAGCGACCAAGUUUGAUUAAUGAGUCUUCAGACAUGUUUCUUUUAUUAUCACAAUCAUGUUCAGUCACAUCCCCUUUUUUCAGUAUUAUUGUUUUAUGAAUCAGUAAAAAUGAUCACAAGGGCAGCGGUAUGAGUGGUUUAAGUGCUGUAUAUACAGUUUAUUCCAACAACAUGCAGCAGAUGAAGCAGAGACUAAAGCCAGACAAUCCUCUUGCCACGUCCAUGGAGCCAUGUUAGUAGCAGUCUCCUGCUGUCCCUGCUGCUGGUUGAAAAAAACCACAUCAAAUCCACAUGUUCAAUGUAUGUAUAAACACUGAAGGCUGUAAAGCCCAAACAUCUGUGUAUGCUGAUGCAGUGAAAAUAAUUAAAAACAUUGAAUAAUGAAGUAAGCUUUAUGUGACAUAUUUUUGUGUGGACCCAUUACACAUUUUUGAUUGUAUUAACAAUG
Messenger RNA from Salvelinus namaycush (lake trout), 3405 nucleotides. Its product is annotated as snake venom 5'-nucleotidase-like. Bases 30 to 1733 code for a protein of 567 amino acids. NCBI's taxonomy places the organism in Eukaryota, Metazoa, Chordata, Actinopteri, Salmoniformes, Salmonidae. The record is from RefSeq and is a predicted model, not a curated record. Gene Ontology annotation, molecular function: nucleotide binding; 5'-nucleotidase activity; metal ion binding. Gene Ontology annotation, biological process: AMP catabolic process. Gene Ontology annotation, cellular component: plasma membrane. The transcript has 9 exons.